Molecule: messenger RNA, 1491 nt
Organism: Salarias fasciatus (jewelled blenny)
Lineage: Eukaryota; Metazoa; Chordata; Actinopteri; Blenniiformes; Blenniidae
Exons: 8
Coding region: 605-1066 (153 amino acids)
Biological process (GO): immune response
Source: RefSeq, a predicted model, not a curated record
AUCUUUACAUAACUAAAAAGAAACCGAAAGCAUGAUGGGUGUUUCUUAACACCAUGUAUUUGUUGAAUGGUUUUAUUGAGCAUUGACUUCAAGCAUAACCAGACAUCUAAAACUUCACAGCUUUACUGAACACUUGUUUCUUCAGAUUUACUUCAGUUAAAAACAAUUCAUUGCUUCCCAGUGACAGCUUUAUUUUUAUUCACCAUGGCUUGGAUGUUUCACAAAUCUCCAACUUUUGAUAAACCAUGGAGAGACGUACCAUGGGGGAAUAAAAAGGAAGACUUUGAUUAUGUGAGUAAGUUUAAGCCUUGUUCAGAAGCUCAACAUCUCAGAGUUCUGCUGCAUGGACCAGCAGGCUCUGGAAAGUCCAGCUUCAUCAACUCUGUUGACAGCGCUCUGCGAGGAAGAAUUGGAACUCGAGCUUUGGCAGCGACUAACCAUGAUGACAGCUUCUCUAAGGAAUACAAAGGUUUUAGAAUCCAGACAGAAAAGCCUGGAACCUAUUAUCCCCUUGUCUUCUGUGACACCAUGGGUAUUGAGAAGGGCUCUGGGAGAGGUGUUGAUGUGGAAAAUAUCAAACUGAUCAUGAAAGGACACGUCAAAGAUGGAUGCAAGCUCCUUCCUGGCAGUACCCCAACUGGAUCCGACUACAUUGAAUCUCCAACCAUCAAUGACAAAGUUCAAUGUUCUGGUUUGUGUUGUUCCUGCCACCACAUUGAACCUGAUGGAUGAAGAGCCUGUUAUAAAGAUAAAGAAGGUCAGAGAAGAAGCCCGGGUUUUAGGAAUCCCCCAAAUAGCAGUCCUCACCAAAAUUGAUGAAGCCUGUCCCGAGGUCCAAAAAUAUAUCAGGAAUGUCUAUAAGAGCAAGUACCUGAGAGAACAGAUGGAAAAACUCAGUGUGAUCCUGGGGAUUCCAAGAAACUGCAUUUUCCUGGCUAAGAACUACAGCGAAGAAACCAAAACAGACGAGGACACGGACACACUGAUACUGGACACCAUGAGAAAGAUCAUCGACUACGGAGAAGACUUCCUCAAUGACACCUUACAGACAGCAGACACCAAGUAACCUGUUGGUGAUUUGACAUUCAGGCCAAAACACGAAGAUGCAUGUGCUGUCUCUAUAUAGCUUUCAUUAGUUUAUGCUCUUUUUUUUUCCAUUAUGUUUUUGUUCAUGAAUUUGUAUUACAUUUGCAAAACGUGGAUCAGGACAAGAAUAGUUCACAGCUGCAAUGUGAAACAAAACAAAAAGAUAUUUUGGGUUGGAAUUCUACAUUUUAUACUUUGCUUUUGAUUCAGACUUUUAAAAUGCUGCCAUUUUUUCCUUUGAUGAAUCACAUAUUGCGUUGAUUAAGAUGUAAUCGUUCAUGCUGUUGUAUUCACAACAUUGCCAUUAUCUUUAUUUACAAUACAUCUUCAUUGUCUAUAUUAAAUCAUACUGUUUCCUCUGUUAUAGAAAAAUGUUUGAAUAUUAUCCUGUAAUAAAUCAUUCUU